AUGGAUGUUGAUCUCUACAUCGAAUUAAACCAAAGAUACUUGGAUGUUGACGAGAGUAAUCUUAAAGAAACGGCCUCAUUCAUAGCCAACUGUGAUAUUGGCAAUUUUUCUAUUGGCCGAACAAUUAUUGCUCAAUAUUUCAUAAAAACAUUCAGAGUUAGACCUAAAAAACUUAAUAUAAUUGCAGAUCUAUUCGCCCAGGUCAUCAAUACACCAGCCACUUACAAUGUCAAAGAAUUACCAAUCAAAUUAUUGGAUUAUUGCUUCGGAUAUGACAACGAAAGUGACUACAAACUUAAAAUACGCGCAUUUUACUUCAUAAGGAAACUCUUAUCUAAAGGAAUUUACAACAUUGAUUCAGAUAUUUUGCCAAGAUUGUUAACAAACAUCGAAUGGCACGAAAGCUGCCGUCCAUACAUCUUCAAUUGUUGUUGCUGGGCUCCAGAAAUUGAUCACGUUCGUCCUGGCUUUUUUGAUAAAAUAAAUCUAGACCAUGCAACAGACAUUGAGCAUCUGAAAGACUUUUUCACACAUCUAGAGGAACUUAGAGCCGAUGGCUGGUCCCUUUUCUUCCGUUCUAUUGAGAAUGAAGAAGUUCCAGGUUCCAUUGCUGAUAUAAUCAUGAAAGAUGAUAUAGAUUCAUUCAUAAACCUUGGCGCAAGUAAUCCAGACUUCAACUACAACGGUGUUUUGCCCAUAAGUUUCUUUGAACACCGAACAAUGCUUCAAAGAGGCACUCAUUACAUACAAGCGGCUGCAUUCUUUGGCUCCAUACAAAUUCUCAAAUUUCUUAUCCUUAAAGACAUUCCAAUCAAUACGAAAGACAUGUUCGAAUACAUUACAUCUCAAUAUGCAGUUUGUGGCGGCUCUUUGGAGGCCAUCAGGCUGUGCGAACAAGCCGGUGCAAGCUUCCUAGGCUGUGCGCAACUCGCUAUUGAGUAUUUCCAACAAGAUGUCUUAGGAUGGAUAUAUGAUAACCAGCCAAAGAAAGUUUGGAACUUGGACAUGUACAAUCGUGGCCGCAUACAUAAUGCCAGCCUCGUUGGCAAUCUAGCUGCCUUCUUAGAGGCUAUAGAGACCGGAGAUAGAAUUGAUCAACCGAUGGAAGACGCUCUACCCAUUAUUCUUGCUGUUAAAUGCAACAGCUUCGAGAUCGUCCAGUACAUUCUUCUCCAAAAUCCCGAAGGAGUUGAUAAAAUUAUCUAUCAGCACCAAACUCUCAUGCAAGUUGCCAUUUCAUACGCUAAAGAUGAGAUGAUUGACCUCCUGAUACAAAUGCUCCCGAACUGGAACCAUUGGCAAGGUUUUCAUAAAGAUUUAAACGAUCUUUACAUUGCGAUCCAUAAGAGGAGGCCAUCGUUGAUAAUGAAAUUGGCCGAGAGGAUGCACGUUAUAGAUAACCCUACCAGAUGCUAUUUUAUGAACGCUGCCAUAAGAUUAGGAUCAUUUUACGCAAUAAGAGUCAUGGCAGAGCAUCCAGACAUGUUCCCUUUCAAUCCUAAGGACAUACCAGAAAAUUUCAAUACAAUUCCGGAACUUAUUGACCUUCUGACAGAAAAACAUAUUAUAUCUCCAGAAAGAAAGGAACUUCCUGAGCACGCGCAGAUAGGGUAUGUCUAUAAGGAGUCUCCUGAUGAUUACAUUAAAGAAAAAACUGGAGUUAUGCCAGAUCCGUUCUGGAUUUGCUCAACUCAGCGGAAAUCAGCCAAAACUGUCCUUCAAUACUUGAUCAGUUCAAUAUAUAUGGGAGAUCCAAACCUAGAGUUUAUAAAUUACAAUUCAAUUGGUCCCUUGGCUUAUAUUGAAGACUCUACAGAACUUGAUACCGGAGCUCCAGAUGACGACCAGCAAAUUGACAACGAUGACGACGAAGAGGAAGAAUUUUUCGAUGAUUAUGAGGAAGAAGACGGAGAUGACAUGGUUUUGACUCCUGCUGAGCUAGCACAGCUUCUCAUGAACCUUACUAAUCAUGACCAGGAAGAAGGAGAUCAUAAUGACCAUAAUAAUGAUCAUCAUGAUCAUAAUAAUGAAAUUGAUCAUAAUAAUGAUGAUCAUCAUGAUGAAAUUGAUCAUAAUCAUCAUAAUGAUCAUCAUGAUGACGUUAAUUUCCCUUGA
Trichomonas vaginalis G3 is the source of this 2115-nucleotide messenger RNA. Its product is annotated as spectrin binding. The transcript has a single exon. The coding region runs from base 1 to 2115 and encodes 704 amino acids. Lineage: Eukaryota; Parabasalia; Trichomonadida; Trichomonadidae. The record is from RefSeq and is a predicted model, not a curated record.